This is a messenger RNA of Closterium sp. Naga37s-1, 828 nucleotides long. The record is from the annotation of a GenBank genome assembly. Lineage: Eukaryota; Viridiplantae; Streptophyta; Zygnematophyceae; Desmidiales; Closteriaceae.
AUGUCGCCACGUGUCGCCAGACUGCUCGCUGUACUGAGCAUAGCCAUAGCCGCCACGUGUGCAGCUGGGCAAACGAUCGACCCGUCACAACUUCCCGCGUUGGCGGACCUACAAGCGGCUUUUGGGCUCAAUUACUCCUCGUGGGGUGAAGGCGGGGAUUGUUACAAGGCGAGCUUUCUGCGAUGCGACAGCGAUGGCAUGAUAACAGAAAUCAAUCUGGGAGCGAGCGGCCUUCUCGGCUCUCUUCCUGAAACUAUCAGCGGACUAGUGAAUCUCACCAGCAUUGAUGUGAGCGCCAACGGGCUGACAGGGCCGAUUCCCUCCACUAUAGGCGCACUCGCUAAGCUGAAACGGAUGCAGCUGGACAAGAACACGUUCGAGGGCAACCUCCCCGUGUCCCUGGGCAGGCUUACAAAUCUGACGUCCCUGGACCUGGCAGCCAAUCACUUCACAGGAUCCAUACCCGCUGAACUGGGCAACCUCGUCAACCUGCAGUACCUGCAGUUGAACGACAACUAUUUCGCCGGCUCCAUCCCGGCCUCUUUCUCCCAACUUGACCAACUGCAAUGGCUGCAAUUGGGCAACAACCAGCUCAUGGGGCAGCUGCCUGCUGGAUUCGUUGCCUUCCCCGGUCUCACAGGCCUUUGGAUUGACAUACAGCACACGUGCCCGCCAGACAGCACCGGCUGUGGUCAAACCCUUCCGCAACAACACCUUCUGCCUGCAGACCUGCCCUUCCUUCUAACCACCCACCAUUCUUCCUUGCCUCUCUUCCUUGUCAUUCUCUCUUUUGCCAUACAUUCGCAUGUCUCCAUCCAGCUGGAUUGA